Monascus purpureus is the source of this 3789-nucleotide messenger RNA. Lineage: Eukaryota; Fungi; Ascomycota; Eurotiomycetes; Eurotiales; Aspergillaceae. The record is from the annotation of a GenBank genome assembly.
CGCCAUCAUCUUCAUCUAUGGCUGUGCCAUUGGAUUCUAUAUUUUGAAUGUAGUGGUUCUCACUUCUGUUUUCUUGCGGCCUCAUUAUCUUGGAAAAUACCCAAUUUUGUUGUUUAUCUAUUCGCCGCACGAUUACUUGGCGUUUCACCGACGCGCUAUCCUUCCAUUCGCAUUGCGCGAACACCUCAGUUAUCGGGCCUAUUCUUGACAUUGACACCACCCAAAACGCAGAAUUGCGUUUCUUCCCUAUUGAGAAAACGACAUCACAGCGAUAAUCCCUUUUAAUAAGACGCGAUACCCUCUAGGAUGUCGCGUGAACACACUCGACGCUCCGAUGCAACAUCGGCCAGUUUCACGUCCCUCGGAAACUCUAGUGUCUCAGACUUCGACCCCGAACGCGAAGCCAUAGCAUCAACUAGGCAGAUGGACAAUAAUAAUCAAGUUUCCCAGGCAAACGGUCGCGCCAGCACGCGGUAUCGUGAACCAAUUCGGGAGGAGCAAGAAUAUGCUAUCAACACUUCCGCGUUGGAAAAUGCCUUUCCAGAAUUCUCUCCAAUUCACACCUCAGAGGAAGAUGACGUCUCCAUUGAGGUCGGUCGAGGAACAACCAAAUCGGCUCGUCGAUUGGACGACUCACGGAAUGCCCUCAUGAGUAUUGAGAACAGCAUACGCUCGUCAUCGCCUGCUAUUAGACUCGACUAUCCUCUGAAUACGCCAAGAUCUGCCGUCCGUGGUGCACCGAAAAGAGCUGCUAGCGAAAACAUCCGCAAAGAUGCUCAACUUAGACGAGCAAGUCUUGCACAUAAGGAGGCUCUGGAGUCUCAGAUGUCUAGGUCAAAUCGGAAGGGCCAGCGCCGGACAUUUUCAGAUAUGCACGCCAAGGUUCGCGAGAGCUAUGAUGGUUCAUUUAUUGGCGAUGAACGGCCUCCGGCUAUUGAAGUUAGCGCCCGUCCGACGCGCUUUGCGAACGCUAAUCUUUCCGGUCAGAUUGCUGAUGCUGUUGAGAGAGCUACCCGAGAGGCGUACGCGAAAGAAACCCGCCGUGGCAAGACUCCUUCAAAUGCCCGUAGUGUGCCGGUUAAUGGCACAUAUGCAACGGAUAUGGUAGGCGAUACCGUGACACGUAAUUCAUUCCUCCUUCCUGACCUUCCCAAUCUUUCUGAACUCGUUUCCGGUGUCUACGAAGACGGAACGCCCGUUUUCUCCCGCCAAAGCAAGGCGCGGACGACGCGUUUUACGUCUCCGCCGAAUGACGGUGCUGAUUUGCCCACCCGGGAACACUUACCUCUUAACUCAAUUCCGAUCCCUGAGGAUGAGAAGGCGCUUUUUGUCUCACUGAGACUUCUCCAAGACAAAGUUGCUGAACUCGAGCUGGCCAAGUCGGAAGCGGAGAAGAAAGUCGAAGAAAUCCGACAGGAAAAUUCGACAUUAAAGUCAGCCAAAGCACGUCAGAAGGAGAAGCAGAGCCGGCCCAGGAAUUAUGACAUGGAUAACGAGGGUCACGGAAGAGAGGAUAGCAAGCUGAUGAGCGAGAAAAAAAAACUCGAGGCGGCGAAUCUCGCGUUACAAAACCAGUUAGAUAUCGCUGACCGUAAAGCCCAAGUGCACGAGAAUGCAUUCAAGCGCUUGAGCCGUGAACGGGAUAUGGCUGUGUCUCAAUUGGGCGUUGCAUACAUCGAGUCUCAAGAUCUCAAAACGGAAAACGAAGAUCUACGACGGGAGAUUGCAGAGCUCAGGGAUCGGCUGGCUAAGCUUUCCUCCCAAAAGAGCCCCGCGGAGGAUACUAUCAGAACCUCCACGACUUAUGAGGCGGAUGAUGAGUCCCAACAGAGUGCAGAUUCGAGCGGGAAUACGAAAGACUUGACAUCACGGAGUACGCGGUCUCGGUCUAAAUCUAGACACCGGGAAGACACCCAAACAAGACUCUCAAUGCAAGUUGAUAAGGAAGUUGCCAGACUGCAAAGAGAAAGGGCGGAGGAAGCACUCUUCACUCUUGACCUACCGAAAUCCCGUCGCGCCCCAGUGCCGGAAAGGAAGCAUAGCCGAUCCAAAAUGGAUACAGGCAGUGCAAAGAAACAGCCGAACACAGGGAAACAACGGGUCAAGAAGGUGAUAGUUGAGGAAGUUGAUGAUACUACCCAAGAUGUUGCUGAGAACACUAGACGAUCCUCCGGUGCAGACCAGGAAGACUUCACAAUGUUGAGUUUCAUGGACGCCCGUGAAAUUGCCAAGCUUCGAAAGACCCUAGAGGAAGAGAGGCUGGCACGAAAACAGCAACAGUCUUAUGCAGCUGAUAACAAUCUUGCGAACGAAACUGCUGAUACCACGCGCCGGGGCAUAUCGUCCAAACCCGCUGCGCCACGGAAGUCAUCGUUGAAAGGUGCUAAAGUAACUAUAGUACGACCCGCGUCCGCAUCUGGAGAUUUGACUACUACUAGCAAAGCAGGCGUGGAUGAAGAGGUCUUUAAUCCCCCUAUGACUGCUCCUCGUCAGCGUCGUCAUUCAGAUCAUUCAGUGAAUUCAGCUUCUCAACGCAGGCAACGCCGACAUAUUGAAGACAUGACAUCUGCCUUCAUCAUUCCGGAUAUCACGAUUCGCCAUGCCGACCUGGUGAUGGAUAACCCAAUGAAACUACCCGAGCCAACGCAACAGGCUCUGGACAGUGUAUCCGGACACAAUGGAAAGAAUUGCACUAUUUGCAAACAUCUCGUCUCCUGUGAUCACGCCCGAGACACGGUGAAAAUUCCUAAGCCUGUUCCUGUUUCGGAGCGCAUGCCAGAAGCCUCCGUGUAUAAUGAGGAGCCUACACUACGACCAUCCCAACCGCCGGCGCUUGCGCUUGCAACGGUUCUCAAGGCCCUGGAAGAUGAACUUGCCCACCUACGGAUGAAACUGGCAGCUCAUCAAUCUGCUUAUAACAAGCUUGACGCUUCCUUGAGUAAGCGGCAGAGGAAAUCACUGCACGAGAAGAUUGAAAGGCUAUUGAAGGAUAUCGAUAUGAAAGCCGACCAAAUUUAUGCACUCUAUGACGUUGUCGAAGAGCACAAGCAGGAUAUUGAUCGGAUGACUGAACGCGAAAUGGAAUUGACGCUCGAGUCGAUUGGUAUUGAUGUCUCUAAAACGAGAGCGGCGGAUGUAACUGGGACCACUAAUCGAUCAUCCCGCAAGAAUACUCAGACUGAUUACGAUGAGGACGACGAUGACGAUGAGCUUCCAUGGGAGGGAUUUGAGAGUACUGGAGAUGUGACCGGAGAAAGUCGCCGUGGCUAACUUUCCCAAAGUGCGGACAACAGGGCUCCUUGUGUUUUCAUUCUCCAGGGUCCAUGAUUUAUAGCUUUUGUGGGUACACUGGUUGUUGCAUUUGCUCAAGUGUAUUACCUUCCCUCUCUCGAAAGCCUCGACUGAAUUCUAAGCCUUCGGCCUUCUUUAUUCCCUAUCAAUUGCGUUGGUUUUCGUUACACCUUUACGCAGCCUAACUGUUGUAUGCCCCUCUUCUUGUGUUAUUUGCUUUUGAGUGUUUUAGCUAUCGGGAACUAGUAUAUUGCUUUCCUGUCUUGCUGUAUUCUUCCAAUUUGCUGAUUUAUCACUACGGAGUUGGCCUACACUCAUCUUUGGUUGUUUCCCAAUACUACUUGGGCUCUUUGUUUUAUUCUGUCAGGCUGUAUUGGGCAUCUGGGUAAACUGUUAUCGUUGUGCAUUGAUUUCAGCGUUUAUUAAAUAAUUCUAAGGCUGUCUCUGAUUGUGUUGAUUGAUAAAAAUGCGUAAGGUACAUUUCUAUUCUGUAGAUUA